Brettanomyces nanus is the source of this 216-nucleotide messenger RNA. It is a transcript of the gene QCR9, whose product is annotated as qcr9 subunit 9 of the ubiquinol cytochrome-c reductase complex. Gene Ontology annotation, biological process: mitochondrial electron transport, ubiquinol to cytochrome c. NCBI's taxonomy places the organism in Eukaryota, Fungi, Ascomycota, Pichiomycetes, Pichiales, Pichiaceae. The transcript has a single exon. The record is from RefSeq and is a predicted model, not a curated record. Bases 1 to 216 code for a protein of 71 amino acids.
AUGUCCUUCUACAGUACGUUAUAUAAUACUAUUUUCAAGAGAAAUUCGGUCUUUGUGGGUACGGUGUUUGCGUCUGCCUUUUUGUUUCAGGCUACCUUUGACGAGGCCGUUACUGCUUGGUACGAGAACAGAAACAAGGGUAAGCUUUGGAAGGAUGUCAAGGUUCAACUUGCCGCCGGCGGGGAUGCCGGUGGGGAUGCUGAUGACGACGAGUAA